AUGAAACGUCUACAACAUUAUUCGAAUGAUGAUGAUCCAAUAUCAAUUUUUCCUAGUGAAAUACGUAAAGUACCAAAAAGUUUAGAAGAUGUUGUACGAACAACAAAAUUCAACAAAUCAGAAAUACGAUUGCUCUACAAAGGUUUCAAACAAGAAUGUCCAAGUGGUGCAGUGACUGAACGUGAAUUUCAAUCAAUUUAUUCACAUUUUUUUCCACAUGGUGAUUGUCAACAUUAUACGCGUUUUCUGUUUCGUCUUUUGGAUCGCCGAAAACGAACGUAUUUCACCUUUGAAGAUUAUGUUCAAACAUUAUCAGUACUGAUUCGUGGCACUAUCAAAGAAAAACUGCAAUGGAUCUUUCGCUUCUAUGAUAUAUCAGAUGAUGGAAAGUUAACGAAACAAACAUUUGAAACAAUCCUUCGUUCAUUGUAUAAUCUUCUUGGACCUAAUAGUUAUAUUCACCAACCGGUUACUGAAGACACCCUUGCAAAACAUUCAGCUAUGCUAUUCGAAAAACUUGAUUUUCAACAUGCUGGCACUAUCAAUUUUGAAGAUUUUGAGAAAUAUUGUCUAUGUAACGAACAAUUGAUGCAUUCAAUCAACAUACUUUCAUCGACUGCGAUUUGA
This is a messenger RNA of Adineta ricciae, 627 nucleotides long. NCBI's taxonomy places the organism in Eukaryota, Metazoa, Rotifera, Eurotatoria, Adinetida, Adinetidae. The record is from the annotation of a GenBank genome assembly.